GGACUUUUUGCAAGGACUCUUCCAGCUGGUGCUGGGGACGGAGAGCCGAGAAGGUCGUAGGCGCAUUUCCCCCUUCUUCCGGGCGAUUGUUUCUGCAGCAUUCACGUACACGGGAAGCCUCUUCUCAAACGAAGGCUACCAAGCAGCCAAAAUUGGCUAAAACUGAGAUCCAGAAGACGGAGGGAUCCAAACGGCCCAGUUCUGGGUUGAGAAGAACUGGGACAAGCUCGAAAGAAGAUGCUGGGAUUGAGGACAAAAGCAAGACAGGUUAUACUCACUGGCUUAUGAAAUCUGAGCCGGAAAGCAGGUUUCAAAAAGGAGUUGAUAUGAAGUUUGGCAUUGAAGACUUGAAAGCUCAGCCUAACGAAACGGCUUGCUGGGAUGGAGUCAGGAAUUAUCAGGCACGGAAUUUCCUGCGGGAGAUGAAAGUUGGUGAAGAAGCUUUUUUCUACCACAGCAAUUGCAAGGAACCUGGGAUUGCAGGUAUCAUCAAG
Messenger RNA from Thamnophis sirtalis, 494 nucleotides. The record is from RefSeq and is a predicted model, not a curated record. Lineage: Eukaryota; Metazoa; Chordata; Lepidosauria; Squamata; Natricidae.